This is a messenger RNA of Staurois parvus, 349 nucleotides long. Lineage: Eukaryota; Metazoa; Chordata; Amphibia; Anura; Ranidae. The record is from the annotation of a GenBank genome assembly.
CAAAAAAUUGAACACACCAGCAGUGUGAGGAGACCUGAAAGUGGCACAUGGCAUGGCAGAGUGUGGCGAUGGAGACAGCAGCAAUGGGAGGCCGUACAGGGACCCAUGAGACACUGUGGACCUGGCAGCAGCAUGAGGAGGCGGUACAGGGGCCCAUGGCAGAUUAGGGGCCUGGCAGCAGCUAUGGGAGGCCCGUAAUCUGCCAGCACCCUAUGACAAAAAAUGGAACACACCAGCAGUGUGUGAGGAGACUUGAAAGUGGCACAUGGCAGAGUGUGGCGAUGGAGACAGCAGCAAUGGGAGGCCGUAUAGGGACCCAUGAGACACUGUGGACCUGGCAGCAGCAUGA